Monopterus albus (swamp eel) is the source of this 2735-nucleotide messenger RNA. RefSeq names its product nuclear respiratory factor 1 (gene nrf1). Gene Ontology annotation, molecular function: DNA-binding transcription factor activity. Gene Ontology annotation, biological process: regulation of transcription by RNA polymerase II. Bases 284 to 1801 code for a protein of 505 amino acids. NCBI's taxonomy places the organism in Eukaryota, Metazoa, Chordata, Actinopteri, Synbranchiformes, Synbranchidae. The record is from RefSeq and is a predicted model, not a curated record. The transcript has 12 exons.
ACUUAGACAAGAGAUUUUAGCGCCUGUCUGUUGUGAUACUUGUCACUAAAAGCACUUCAACGUGUAUGACUGCGAGUCCUGGAGACAGAAACUCGGGAGGGGCACCUGAAGGCAUCAUUAGUGUAGAUCGUUAUUGCAUGCGCGCGGUGUUUGCUGCUGUCUGGUUCCACUCUGUCCUCCAUUAGAGCUGGGCUCCAUCCCUGCUGUACGGCGCAGGCCCGAAGCAGCGCAGCCGCUCUGAGCCAUUGUACUGUAUCUAGCUGUGUAGACCAGGUGGCCAAUAAUGGAGGAUCAUGCUGUUCAUUCAGCAGAACCCAUGACCACCAUCGAGGCCAGUGCUGUCAGCCAGGUCCAGCAGGUACACGUGUCCACAUACACUGAAACGUCCAUGAUGAGUGCUGAGGAAGACUCAACAUCUUCACCAGAUGAUGAUCCUUAUGAUGACACGGACAUCCUCAACUCGGCUGGCACAGAUGAGGUCACCGCCCACCUGGCUGCUGCAGGGCCAGUAGGCAUGGCAGCUGCUGCUGCUGUAGCAACUGGUAAGAAAAGAAAAAGGCCUCACAUCUUUGAAUCAAACCCGUCAAUCCGCAAGAGGCAGCAGACCCGUCUGCUCAGGAAACUAAGAGCCACACUGGAUGAGUACACCACCAGAGUGGGUCAACAGGCCAUAGUGCUGUGUAUCUCUCCCUCCAAACCAAACCCAGUGUUCAAGGUUUUUGGUGCUGCUCCUCUGGAGAAUGUGGUGAGGAAGUAUAAGAGUAUGAUGUUGGAGGAUCUGGAGAACGCUUUGGCUGAACAUGCUCCUGCUGGUGGAGAGCUGGCCUCAGAGCUGCCACCCCUCACCAUUGAUGGCAUCCCUGUCUCUGUGGACAAGAUGACCCAGGCCCAGCUGCGAGCAUUCAUCCCAGAGAUGCUGAAGUACUCAACAGGCCGAGGGAAGCCUGGCUGGGGUAAGGAGAGCUGCAAGCCAGUGUGGUGGCCUGAGGACAUCCCUUGGGCCAAUGUCCGCAGCGAUGUCCGCACAGAGGAGCAGAAACAGAGGGUGUCUUGGACGCAGGCUCUGCGGACCAUUGUGAAGAACUGCUACAAGCAACAUGGCCGUGAGGAUCUGUUGUAUGCUUUUGAAGACCACCAGAUAGUUACAUCAACAACCACUCAGCACCACUUGACCACAGCGCAGGGCAUCGCUCACCUUGUGCCCUCACAGACUGUAGUACAGACCAUCAACAACCCUGAUGGAACAGUCUCGCUUAUUCAGGUUGGCACAGGACACACAGUUGCCACUCUGGCAGAUGCCUCAGAGCUGCCUGGUGUGACGGUGGCACAGGUUAACUACUCCACUGUGACUGAUGGAGAGGUGGAGCAGAACUGGGCAACCCUCCAGGGCGGGGAGAUGACAAUCCAAACCACUCAAGCAUCAGAGGCCACACAGGCGGUAGCAUCUCUGGCUGAAGCUGCUGUUGUUGCCAGUCAGGAGAUUCAACCUGGAGCCACUGUCACAAUGGCUCUCAACAGUGAGGCAGCAGCCCAUGCUGUAGCAACACUUGCGGAGGCCACCCUACAAGGUGGAGGUCAGAUUGUCCUUGCAGAGACAGCGGCUGCUGUUGGGGCACUGGCUGGGGUUCAGGAUGCCACAGGUCUGGUCCAGAUUCCAGUCAGCAUGUACCAGACUGUUGUGACAAGCCUUGCCCAAGGCAGCCGGCCUGUCCAGGUUGCCAUGGCACCUGUGGCUACACGCAUAGAUAACACUGUCACGCUGGAUGGCCAGGCAGUGGAGGUUGUGACCCUAGAGCAGUGACACUUAGGAGCCUGGGAGGAGUAGAAGGCACUGAAUGGCCACCUUGGAGAUUUGUCUGUCCUACUGUUUUCCAAGACAUCAUGCUGUGUACAAUGUCAAAUAUAUUUUUAAAUGCGCAUCUGCAGAAUGAAAAGUCAGUUAUCAGUGGAUUGUGUUUACUAUGUAAAGAUAUUGCUUUUGUUGGUGUAAAUUUUUUUCCCAAUUUAGCUUUGCUUUUUUUUUAGCUCAGUGAUGUUGAGUAAUUUAUUUCUUUACAAUUAACCUAUACUUAAAACAAAGAUGAACCAAAAAACCCAGGAGGAAAGCCACUGCUGCUUGAUUUCAGUAUCAUCUUUUAGCCUAAAUGUUCUGUUAUUAGGACACAUUUACAUUACAGUGCCAUUGUCAGAAAUCACCCCUCUCUGUUUCCUUGCUCACUGUUCUAAAUUUCCCCCCUCAGCUCACCUAAAAGUCUUAGUGUAAGCAUCUGAGCUGUGGACACACCCACUUUUCUCAUUGGAUGAUAAAAUAUUAUGCUAAAAUACUAUCUUAUAAUGUGCUUUUUUGUGCUGUUUUACCGUUGUCCACACACAUGCCAAGAUUUGUGAAGACUCAGGAUGUACAUCAAUGUGUUUUAUACUGCUGGAUGGCUGAGCUGACUUCUUGAAUCAGCCACAUUGUCUACCAAAUUUCUUUACUGUGUAUGCAUUUACAGUAUAUGUUAAUUUUUUUACAUGAACUCCCUUAUAUGUCAUUUCGGCCUCGGUGGCGUACACCACUUUGUAUAUCACAGGAAGUUGCUCAUGUAGGACAGGAGUUGCAUUAUUUGUGAUGUAAAUAUCAAAAAUAAUUUCUUUAAAUCUUGCAUUCAAAAUGUGUGCUAAGAAUCUACUUAGCUCCCACCAAACCUAUGUAUUUAAAAAAAAUGAAGUUCAAUAAAAUGGCUGCUGUUUAC